Molecule: messenger RNA, 840 nt
Organism: Anthostomella pinea
Lineage: Eukaryota; Fungi; Ascomycota; Sordariomycetes; Xylariales; Xylariaceae
Source: the annotation of a GenBank genome assembly
AUGCCGUGCAAUUCAGGUCAAGAUCUCGACAGCGCGCAGUGGGAUCUGUGCGAGUCUGAGGCCGGCGGAAGUAAAGCACAGCUGGGUCGGAGUAUCAACUUCGGCGCCAGUGCUGUGCUCGAUACACCCUCAGGUGGCCGACCGCAGCUCCCCGACAGAGCUUCUUCAGCGACACAAGGCAUCGAUCCCCUCACCCAGGCAGCACGCGACAACCUCAUUUCUGUAUUACCACAGAGACACCACUCUGAUCUCGUCUCUGACUCUCGGUUUCUGGCCAGCCCAGCCGGUUUCCCUCGUCCAGGAAGCUCAACAAAACUGACCACUCGACUCCCGCACGACAGCGUCAAGCAUCCAGGUUGCAAAAUUGCGCGUCUGCGAUCCCACUUCAACCUCAGAGCAGCCAACAGUGCACGCGUCUUGCGCUGGAUCGAGUGCUGCAUCAUGCCUCUUGGAAAGUAUACCCCUCCUGCUGAGGGCAUCCAUGUCACUGUCGAGAAUGGCAGCUUGCUUAUUGAGAAUAUUGGCUUGGAGAUCAACACCACGCCUCGUCCAUUCACAUCUCCUCCAGUCUUCGAUGCCGGAGCCUACCUCGACUGGCUCAUCAACGAAAUCGCGGGAAUAGCCGAGGAUGAUCUGAUCUACGACAUGAACGCCUUCCUAGGCGUCGCGCCCGUGAAUUUUCCCCCGAUUCACAGGCCUCUCACACCGGAUACACCGGGUCGUGGUCCAAUUGGACGUACAUUCCCCGGUUCCUCACCACCUCCCGCAAGCGCACAAAGCUCUGUAACUGCCACCUACAGACCUCGUGCAGCGUGUACUCCCCCGCCGGAGGCCACGUGA